AUGCUGGAAGACUUGGGACUCAGCGAGAGUACUUCCACGUUGAUCGUGUGGCUGGUGCGGGCUUUAUUGCCAUUCUUGCUCUUUAUCAUUUGGUAUGCCACCCAACCGCCGGAGCCCCAGCAGACGUACCAUCGCGGACAGCUUCUAGCAGCACGGCAGGUUGUGGGCGGCACACCGCCAGAACUGGGCACGUUGCAGGUCAAACGCUUAGAGGACCCAAAGCCAGCCCGAAGGUCCAAAGAUGAGCGAAAGAACAGCGCUGCCACUAGCGUCACGACAGUCGAGUCCCGCUUGGUGCCCGCAUCGCCAGUGGUCCAGGAAGCUCCAAAGCCUGAAAAAAAGGAAGGCUCAGAUGUGAUGGAGGAUUUGCAAGGCGUCCUGAGUUUUAUCGCCUUCAAGGAGCGACAACAACGGGUCUUCCUGCCAGUCACUCAUCCUCCAGCACCGCGACGGAAAAACCAUCAGGUCGAUGUACCGCGUGACCCCAAAAUGGAUGCCCGGCAGAAUGCCGCAGCGCAGCGGUUGCUGAAGGCCUUGCUGCCGCCAUCGACCUUGGACUUGGAUGUCUCCCAAUUGAUUAAGGCAUUAAGGGAGAAGCUGGCUGAGGUGGAAGUGACCAAGGAGACCUAUGUGUCCUUCCUGAAACUGUGUUUUGAGUCGAGAAACUUGCGGGAAGUGGGCCGCUUCUAUGGCGAAAUGGAAGCCAAGGGCUUGGAGCUCGAGGAGGAGAUCACGGACCAGGUCAUUGCUUUGUAUGCGACCUCAGCUCUGCAGUGA
This is a messenger RNA of Cladocopium goreaui, 777 nucleotides long. Lineage: Eukaryota; Dinophyceae; Suessiales; Symbiodiniaceae. The record is from the annotation of a GenBank genome assembly.